CUGAACUUGCUACCUCUCUUUGUAUCUUCUGAUACAAAAAAUGUUCUGAAAGAGAGUUCAGAUUCUUCUCCAUUACCUGCCAACUUUCUCUUUGGGACUGCCUCUUCUUCUUAUCAGUUUGAAGGAGCUUACCUGAGUGAUGGUAAAGGUUUGAACAACUGGGAUGCUCAUGCCCAUAAACCAG
Dovyalis caffra is the source of this 184-nucleotide messenger RNA. NCBI's taxonomy places the organism in Eukaryota, Viridiplantae, Streptophyta, Magnoliopsida, Malpighiales, Salicaceae. The record is from the annotation of a GenBank genome assembly.